ACCGACUCAUUUUUGAGAAAAAUCGGUGACCAAGCUUGGGAUUUUCUCCUUCUCUUCUUGUUCUUGAACCCAGAAAUCCCCCCUCCCUCUGCUGGAAAUCCCGAAUCUGGUCUGCUAUUUCUCCCUUGUCCGCCGGCUGCUAUGUGGGUGUGAGGUUUUUGGGCUUUUUCUGGUAAGAUUCAGCCAAGAAUUCAUCUCUUUAGCUUUGAAUUUGGUUUGGGUUUACCUUGAAUUGUGUUUUGGUUUUUGGAUUGGGUAGCCGCGAGUCCCCUGCAGGAUUUCUUCUUCUCUGCCGUCGGCUUCUUCUUCCCCUGCUAGCUCCGGUUCUUGCUAGAAAAUUCUGGCACUGUUCACACACCGAGGGUCAAUGAUUAGCGGAGAUUUAAAGGUUUAGUUUGUGAUAUAAGAAUGAAUUUGGAGAUAUCCGGUUAUGUGGAGAUUGAUAGAAUAGCACUAUGAUUAGGGGUAGUGCUCACGAUAAUUUUACUUUGAAUUUGUGGUGGUAUGGUUAUUAAUUGUGGAAUAUUGUGAUUAGGUUUUAAUCGUUCUGUCACCGUAGCACUUGGGUUAGCCUUCUGUUCUGUGCGAGUGAGGAAGCGAAACCGAGGACGAGGAAACCGAGGACGAGGAAACCGAGGGGAGUGACGAGGUAGAAGGCUAGCCAUUCCAAUUGAAUAUAAGUUUUAGAUUUUAUCAUCCUUUUGUAAGUUAGAUUUUAUUCUUGAGAUUUGUGAUUUGAAUAAGUUCCGAGCCUUGUGCACUUGUGGGACCCGUCUCACGAGUGCAUGGCGUCUGUCGCGCCUCGAAUUCGGGUUUUGGGGCGUGACACUUUCAAUCCACAUGAUACAGCUUUGUUCAUUCAUAAGACUGCUCGAGGUAUGGUUCUUUUACUUCUUGAUGUUGAUGACAUAAUUAUUACUGGAGAUGAUGUCCCAGGUGUUGAGGAGUUAAAACAAUCUCUCAGUCAGAAAUUUGAGAUGAAAGAUCUUGGUGUUCUAAGCUAUUUUUUGGGGCUUGAAGUGACCUCUUCAGAUGAUGGUUACCUGCUUUCUCAAGUAAAGUAUGCCUCUGAUCUUGUUUCUAAAGCUGAACUCAAUGAUGGUAAGAGUGUUUCUACACCUCUUGAACCUAAUGUCAAGCUUACACCUAUGGAUGGCUCUCCACUUUCUGAUCCUACUCGCUAUCGGCAAUUGGUUGGUAGUCUGGUUUAUCUUACUACGACACGCCCUGAUAUAGCAUAUGCAGUUCACCUUGUUAGUCAGUUUAUGGCUGCUCCUCGCUUCACUCAUUAUGCAGCAGUACUUCGCAUUAUUCGCUAUGUUAAGGGAACAUUAUUUCAUGGACUCCAUUUUUCUACCAACUCUUCCUCUGUGCUUCGUGCUAACUUUGAUGCUGAUUGGGCUAGUGAUCCUUCUUAUCGUAGAUCUACCACUGGUUACUGUCUUUUCCUUGGAAAUUCUCUUAUCUCUUGGCGGAGUAAGAAACAAGCUAUUCCAUCUCACUCUAGUACUGAAGCUGAGUAUAGAGCUCUCGGGGAUACCACAUCAGAACUUCUUUCAUUGCGGUGGCUUCUUAAAGAUAUGGGCAUUCCUCAACCUUCUUCUACUGAUUUAUAUUGUGAUAAUCAAAUUGGUUUCAUCACAACCACCUUGAGUUUGAGGGGGGAUGUUAAGAUGUGAACACAAUUAUAUUUAGAAUUAUUGUAAAUAUUUUAUACUUUAGAAUAUUCUCUUUAUAUACUUUAUACCUUAGAAUAUUCUCUUUGUAAACACCUAUAUAUAGGUCAUUGUACAUACAAUAUAAUUCAAGAAAGCAAUAAACCUUUCUUCAAAUUAUUCUUCUUUUCGGUUUUCUAACAAUGGUUAAGGUUUGAAUCGCAUUCUCUCUCCUUACUCCUCUCCCCCAAUAAAGUUUUUAACCAAUU
Molecule: messenger RNA, 1924 nt
Organism: Rubroshorea leprosula
Lineage: Eukaryota; Viridiplantae; Streptophyta; Magnoliopsida; Malvales; Dipterocarpaceae
Source: the annotation of a GenBank genome assembly